Penicillium cataractarum is the source of this 1362-nucleotide messenger RNA. RefSeq lists its product as uncharacterized. Bases 1 to 1362 code for a protein of 453 amino acids. NCBI's taxonomy places the organism in Eukaryota, Fungi, Ascomycota, Eurotiomycetes, Eurotiales, Aspergillaceae. The record is from RefSeq and is a predicted model, not a curated record. The transcript has a single exon.
AUGUCAACAUUUCUCCCGUUUCGAGACAAGCGGCUACCACCCGUACCAGCUGCAACUUCGAUGUACCACCAUGAUCCCCUCCUACAAGUUGAGCGCCAGACAAAAUACAUUCAGCGCAAUCUUCAGAUUCUGAUCGAUGCCCAAAGUGAGGGUCUUCUGGCGGGUCUCGCGAGAUCUCAGCCAGAAAACACAUCGGACGGCAGCUUUACCCCGACAUCCUCGGUAGCUGGUCGAGCUCGGUCUCCGUCGACUACGCCCGCUCGGCAAACUCCAGUAAAGAAGAUUGGGCUUCGCGCCGCACGACAGGGUAUAUUCCAGUCGAUCUAUGAUCUAUUAAAGCUGCGAGAAGAGGAACGGGACAUCCUGUCGUCGCAAACGGACGAACGAGACAAUGCGCUCCGAGAAAUCCAAGGGUUCAACUCAAGAAGAAAUGGCCUGGAAGAGGCCAUAUCAGCUAUACAUAAUGACCAAGAGAAUCAAGAAGCUAGACGGUUGCAAGAAGAGGCACGCGGUCUCGAGACUGACAUUCACGAACUGGAAACCAAGCUGUACGAGAUGAAGGCCCAGCAUCGAAAUCUGAUCAGCAAGAUAUCGCACAUCGAGAACUCUGUCGAUGCAAAGCUGUCAUCCUACAACGAGUCCCUAUCCCUCCUUCAGUCCGAUAUCCAAAGCUAUCUUCGUGACCCCCCAGUCCAGCCACUCUCGCAACGAUCUACCGAGUCUUCAUUCUACUCCCUAAAUCCCAAACGACGUACCCUCGACAUGGCAGAGGAACAUUGGAAGUUGGAACAAGAUCGUCUACAUAAGAGACAACACGAGGUGGAUGCUGAAAUUAUGGCUCUAGAGGAGGGAGGCGGAGUCUGGAAACAAGCUAUCGCGGACGUGUCAGGCUUUGAGAAGCGCCUCCGGGCCAAUAUGCGACACUAUAUUGAGAUUCAGUCUUCCGCGACCGAUUCCAACCAUACGCAAGUGUCAGAAACGAUGGGGGAAGUCGCGGCAAAUGUCUCGGAGGACUUGGACAAGACCGUCCAGAGGCUUGAAACACAUUUGGAUCUUGCCGAGAAGAAAGAUUGGAAACUUCUCGUUUGCUGCAUUGCUGCAGAGCUCGAGGCACUCGGCGAAGCGCGCGGAAUGCUUCUUCCAGCCUUUGGGCUGCCGGUACAUGAAGAUGUGCUCACCUCCCAAUCACCGUCAUCGGAGGAACAACUUUCAGAGGGGCCCCCAGAUACGCAUGAGAACUUAUCCGAUAGUGAUGACUCUGAGCCUCCGACGGAUCUAUUAAAAGAAGGUCCGGUUCAGCACACAGAUAAUGCAGAUACUGCGUCAAGAUCCGACGACGAGCCAGACCCAGCUUGGCUCUGA